CGCGGCCGCCUCGCGCCUGCCGCUUCCUUUCGCCGCCGCCAUCUUGGGAGCAGCAGCAGCCGCAGCAUGCCGCCCAAGGACGACAAGAAGAAGAAGGACGCGGGCAAGUCCGCCAAAAAGGACAAGGACCCGGUCAACAAGUCCGGUGGCAAGGCCAAGAAGAAGAAGUGGUCCAAGGGGAAAGUGAGAGACAAGUUGAACAAUCUUGUCCUGUUUGACAAGGCCACUUACGACAAGCUGUGUAAAGAAGUACCCAAUUACAAACUCAUCACACCGGCAGUUGUCUCAGAAAGACUGAAGAUUCGAGGUUCUUUGGCUAGGGCUGCUCUCCAAGAACUGCUCAGCAAAGGUUUGAUCAAACUGGUGUCCAAGCACCGAGCCCAAGUGAUCUACACUAGAAACACAAAAGGUGGAGAUGCGCCUGCUGCAGGGGAGGAUGCAUAGGAAGGUUCUCCAGUGACCUCUUCAACAAUAUAUCGUAUGUAGAUGCACACAAUAAAAUUAUUGAAAUAAUUUUUCAUGCUUCUUUUUCAA
Oxyura jamaicensis (ruddy duck) is the source of this 534-nucleotide messenger RNA. RefSeq names its product ribosomal protein S25 (gene RPS25). Gene Ontology annotation, molecular function: structural constituent of ribosome. Gene Ontology annotation, cellular component: cytosolic small ribosomal subunit. The record is from RefSeq and is a predicted model, not a curated record. The transcript has 5 exons. Lineage: Eukaryota; Metazoa; Chordata; Aves; Anseriformes; Anatidae. Bases 67 to 444 code for a protein of 125 amino acids.